AAGCCAUACAUCGAAUGAACGAACGAGCAGAUAAUACGCGAAACUUACACCAAAACUUUUGUGGUUCUGUUUUGUUUAUUCAUCACAUUACAUGCAUGCAUGUAUGUUGUUUCGUAUAUAAUCGUGUCCUACUCCAAAAUUCGAUUCGUCCGUUGUUGUAGUGCAUGAGGACAAUAUGCCCAGUAAAAAGAGAAAAUACAACGCUCGUUUUCCGGCGGGUCGUAUCAAGAAAAUAAUGCAGACUGACGAAGAGAUUGGAAAGGUUGCACAAGCUGUACCGAUCAUAAUUUCUAGGACUUUAGAACUGUUUGUACAUUCGUUGCUAACCAAGGCCAUGCAGAUAACAAGUGCCAAAAAUGCCAAGACUCUAAGUCCAACUCAUAUGAAGCAAUGUAUCAUGUCAGAGAGUCGAUUUGAUUUUUUAAAAGAUUUGGUGAAAUCUUUGCCUGAUGUACCAGCACCUGACGAUGAAUUGCCUACUCCACCAGCAACUCCAGCAACAACAUCAGUAACAACAAGCACAGCAAUAAAUAAUGCAACACAUUCAGAAGUAGAACAUCAAAAGCAAUUGGACUUACCAAAUGCAAAUCACAAAUCCAUGAAAAAUAAUGAAGAAGUUACUGCAAAAGUAUCCCCACAAGUACCACAAUUUGAGAUGUCUAUACCUGCGUCCUUUCAAAUGAGUCAACCAAACUUUUAUAUGGAACUCAAUCCUACUAAUUUAAGUGAAAGCACAAGCAGUCGAACGACAUCAAAUUCCACUUAUACUGCCGGCAUCGAUGAGGAUUAUGACACAUAGUAAUCACCUCAAGUAGAUUUUAGGAUGUUAAAAAUCUGUACUGAAUGUGGAGUAUGAUUAGCAGAAGACAAUAGUGAUAACGCGCUUAUACACGACAGCGCCGAUUUUACAAUCACUGCGUUCGCCUAUCGAUUAGUGCUGAUACGUUUGCCUUGAAAUUAUUUCUUCAUAUUUAUACAGGAUGGUUCUCUGGCACUAAGUGAGAUAGAUGUGAUAAUAUUUAGAAAUAUAAAAAAAUAGUGUUAAAAAUCAAUUAGUGGAAGUGUAAAAUAAUUCUAAUAAAGUUUUAUUUUCUUUGAACAAAUGCGUAAUGUAUCAACUACAAUGUAUUUCACUUUAAAGAAUUACAAACUUUAUAUAAAUGAUGAUUCUUCCAAUCAUUAUUUACAAAAAUAUGUAAG
This is a messenger RNA of Harpegnathos saltator (Jerdon's jumping ant), 1200 nucleotides long. RefSeq names its product negative cofactor 2 alpha (gene NC2alpha). The record is from RefSeq and is a predicted model, not a curated record. Gene Ontology annotation, molecular function: RNA polymerase II general transcription initiation factor activity; protein heterodimerization activity; core promoter sequence-specific DNA binding. Bases 176 to 799 code for a protein of 207 amino acids. Gene Ontology annotation, cellular component: nucleus; negative cofactor 2 complex. NCBI's taxonomy places the organism in Eukaryota, Metazoa, Arthropoda, Insecta, Hymenoptera, Formicidae. The transcript has 5 exons. Gene Ontology annotation, biological process: transcription by RNA polymerase II.